Messenger RNA from Cannabis sativa, 2636 nucleotides. RefSeq names its product probable beta-D-xylosidase 6. Gene Ontology annotation, cellular component: plant-type cell wall. Gene Ontology annotation, molecular function: xylan 1,4-beta-xylosidase activity; alpha-L-arabinofuranosidase activity. Gene Ontology annotation, biological process: xylan catabolic process; arabinan catabolic process. Lineage: Eukaryota; Viridiplantae; Streptophyta; Magnoliopsida; Rosales; Cannabaceae. The record is from RefSeq and is a predicted model, not a curated record.
UCUUCUUCAUGUGUCAUUCAUUCAUUCAAAUUAAGCAAUUUCAUAAAACAAAACCUCUAAAACAAAGCCAAAAUAAGUAAAAUAAAAAAUCCACUGAAGCCAAAUCACAUAGAUUGCGACACAACUAAGAAAAACAUUCAAUGAUGCACUACUACAGUUACACUACUAUAAUGGCUCAACCUUUGUUUUUUCUUCUGUCUUCUCAACACAAUUGCAAAACAUGGCUACUCUCUCCACCCUUCUCUUCUUCUUCUUCUUCUUCCUCUUCAAAAUCCACUCUGCCACCAUCUAAUUUCCCAUGUAACCCACCUCACCAUAGCUCCUACCCCUUCUGCAACACCUCACUUUCCAUCUCCGCAAGAGCUCACUCCCUCGUUUCUCUUCUCACCCUUCAAGAAAAGAUUGGUCAACUCACCAAUACCGCUGACUCCAUCCCCAGGCUUGGUAUCCCUCCCUACGAAUGGUGGUCCGAAUCUCUCCACGGCAUCGCCACCAACGGCCCAGGUGUCUCCUUCGGCGGUGUCGUUUCGUCUGCCACCAGCUUCCCCCAAGUCCUUCUGACGGUGGCUUCUUUUAACCGGACCCUCUGGUUCAGAAUCGCAUCGGCUAUAGGGGUCGAGGCUCGCGCGAUGUAUAAUGUUGGGCAAGCUGGGUUGACGUUUUGGGCACCCACUAUUAACAUUUUUAGGGACCCCAGAUGGGGGAGAGGCCAGGAGACCCCUGGGGAGGACCCCGUGGUCGCUUCGGCUUAUGCUGUUGAAUUUGUGAAGGGUUUUCAGGGAGGGAAAUCAACUGUUGGUGAAGAAUUUGGGGAGAAGAGAGCUUUGAAAGAUGAUGGUGGGAGUGAUGAUCUAAUGGUCUCUGCUUGUUGUAAGCAUUUGACUGCUUAUGAUUUGGAGAAGUGGGAAGGUUUCAGUAGAUAUAACUUCAAUGCCGUGAUUACGGACCAAGAUUUUGAGGACACGUAUCAGCCACCUUUCAAGAGCUGUGUUCAGCAAGGAAAAGCUAGCUGUUUAAUGUGUUCUUACAAUGAAGUUAAUGGGGUUCCUGCUUGUGCUCGUAAGGAUCUCUUGGAUAUAGCUAGGGAUGAAUGGGGCUUUAAAGGAUAUAUUACUUCUGAUUGUGAUGCUGUGGCCACAGUAUUUGAAUAUCAGCAUUACACCAAAAAUCGUGAAGAUGCAGUUGCUGAUGUUCUUAAAGCAGGAACGGAUAUAAAUUGUGGAACAUUCUUGUAUCUAAAUACCCUUUCGGCCAUCGAAAAAGGAAAGGUGCAAGAGGAAGACAUAGACAGAGCACUUCACAAUCUUUUCUCAGUUCAACUACGUCUUGGAUUGUUUAAUGGGAAUCCUUUGAAAGGGAAGUAUGGAAAGUUGGGACCUCAAGAUGUUUGUACCUCAAAGCACAAGAAGUUGGCCCUUGAAGCGGCUAGGCAGGGUAUUGUGCUUCUUAAAAAUGAUAAGAAGUUCCUACCUUUAAAGAAGGGUAUUGAUUAUUCCUUGGCUGUUAUUGGUCCAUUGGCAAACGAUUCAAGUAAAUUGGGUGGUGGCUAUACAGGAAUUCCCUGCACCUCAAAGAGCCUCUUUAGUGGAUUUCAAGAGUUCGUAAACAAGGCAUAUUAUGUAACUGGUUGCCAUAACGCAUCAUGUGACUCUGAUGCUGGCUUUGAUGAAGCAAUAAGUGCUGCAAAAGAUGCUGAUUUUGUUGUUCUCAUCCUUGGCCUCGAUUUAUCCCAGGAAACAGAAGAUCUUGACCGAGUUAGUCUUCUUUUACCCGGCAAACAGAUGGCUCUUGUUUCCCAUGUGGCUGCUGCUAGUAAAAAACCAGUGAUUCUAGUUCUCACUGGUGGUGGACCUCUUGAUGUAUCAUUUGCUGAAAAGGACCCGCAAAUUGCUAGCAUUCUCUGGAUUGGAUAUCCCGGGGAAGCUGGUGGAAGAGCACUCGCAGAAAUCAUCUUUGGAGAUGCAAAUCCAGGUGGAAGGCUUCCUAUGACUUGGUAUCCGGAGUCCUUCACUGAUGUCCCCAUGAACGAUAUGAGAAUGCGAGCAAAUUCUUCCCGUGGCUAUCCUGGAAGAACCUACAGAUUCUACACUGGAAGCCAGGUAUAUUCAUUUGGACAUGGCCUGAGCUACAGCACCUACACUUACAAAUUCUUGUCAGUUCCCAACAAAAUAAGCUUAUCAGAAUCUUUCAAAGCUGGAUCUGAUAAAAACAUACUACACCAAGGAGAAAACCAACUUGAUUACAUAAGCAUUGACGAGAUAGAGUCUUGUAAUUCGUUGAAAUUCUUUGUGGAAAUCUCUGUGAUGAAUGCAGGAGACAUGGAUGGAAGCCAUGUUGUGAUGUUAUACUCUAGAUUGCCAAAGGUUAUUGAUGGGGCUCCUGAGAAACAGCUACUGGGAUUUAACAGUGUACAUACUUUUUCAAACAGAUCUACAAGAACAAGGAUAUUAGUGGAUCCAUGUAUGCAUCUUAGUUUUGCUAAUGAGAAAGGAAAGAGAAUAAUGCCUUUGGGUGAUCAUAUAUUGCUGUUAGGAGAUUUAGAGUAUUCAAUUUUAGUUCAAACUUGAUCAAAUCUACAAAUAACAAUAUUACAGAUUACAUUUUGUCGUUAAAAUAAAUUGAACUUUUUAUCCUCA